Messenger RNA from Anopheles nili, 2355 nucleotides. Its product is annotated as zinc finger protein 813-like. Gene Ontology annotation, molecular function: RNA polymerase II transcription regulatory region sequence-specific DNA binding; DNA-binding transcription factor activity, RNA polymerase II-specific. The record is from RefSeq and is a predicted model, not a curated record. The transcript is spliced from 2 exons. Gene Ontology annotation, biological process: regulation of transcription by RNA polymerase II. Gene Ontology annotation, cellular component: nucleus. Bases 1 to 2238 code for a protein of 745 amino acids. Lineage: Eukaryota; Metazoa; Arthropoda; Insecta; Diptera; Culicidae.
AUGGAUUAUAACAGUGCGUACAACAAACCAUUCUGCGGUGUUUCUCAACCCCAUCCUGGUAGUUCCGGUUUCUUUCAACAGAAUUCCACACCUCCGACGUUUCUUAAAAUCCCUAACCCUCCGGCAUACAUUAAGCAAGAAUCGGUAGCUAAGAGUGAUACGGCGAUACCUGGGGGAACUGUAACACCACCCGUGAACUACAGUCAGAAUCAGCACUAUGCCGGGCAGGAACCGGAGAAACCAUUUUUCUACGGAAAACCCUUCGAUUUUCAGUAUGUGCCGAAUGCUUUCAUACAGCCACAUCCUCAGCAAUUUACACAGCACCAUCACCUGCAUUCGCAUGCAACUCACCACCAUGCGACUCACGGUCAGCAUCACCAACAACUCCAGGUGCAGCAACAGCAACAACAACUACAACAGCAUUCUCCUGCUCCUGAUACGGUGCCGUCUCAUGUACACUCUGCACAGCAACAGGUGCAGCAUAUGGGACCGCAGCACCUUCAGAGAGCACAGCAUGUUACAAAUUUUCACGAUUAUCCAGAUCAUUCAAAUGCUUCCAGCGUAGCUUCCGCUAUAGAGCCUCCCGCGUACAUAAUUCAACAGUCGCCCGUUCCGUUGCUAACCAAUGUUGCGAUGCCGUCUCCUUCCCACUCGAUUGCAGCAAGUGCAGCACCGCCUGCCGCACAGCAGGGAUCCCGUUUCAGCUGUGAAACCUGUCCAAAAUCGUUCGAUACGAAAGCGAAACUGAGCAAACACGCCAAGACGCACUUAGUGCAGGCUUGCAAACAGGAGUUCAAAUGUAGGAUGUGCGAAAAAGUGUUUCGCACAAAAAGCACACUAAUAUGCCACGAGAAGGUGCAUGGGGAAAACGGCGUGGAUAAUAACUUCCCGUGUGCCGAGUGCGGCAAGGUGUUUGCAUCGGAUGAAAAGUUGCAGGUGCAUCGUCGAUUGCAUACUGGAGAAAAACCGUAUCAGUGCAAGGUAUGCAUGAAACGGUUCAACCACCAGUCGAACCUGAUCGUGCAUUCGCGCAUACACGAGAAGGUAAAGAAGGAACUAAAGUGCACACAGUGCACCAAGGUGCUGGACAACGAGGAGCGUUUGGCCAUCCAUAUGCGGGUGCACACUGGCGAAAAACCGUACAAAUGUUCGUACUGUGACAAACGCUUCAAUCACAAAAGUACGGUCAGCACGCACGAAAAGUCGUCACACAUCGCGGCCAACUCGUUCAAGUGCGACCGGUGCCAUAAAACGUUCAAUCAAAAGUGCCAACUGCAGUACCACGAAAAGCUGCAGGACGAACAGACGUACACGUGUCCGCUCUGCGAUAAGGUGUUUUGUUACAAGGCCGGCCACGAGGAGCACAUGUACAAGGUGCACUUUCCGAAAACGAAAAAAAGCCAUAAGAAACGUCACGCUGGUGAUGUUGGAGGUGAGAGCAACAGGAUAGUCAGCGAGGGCAGAAAUAAGUUCAAAUGCACCGUUUGCGAUCGCCGGUUUUACUACAAACGCGCACUCGAGGUGCAUAUGGGGGUGCAUGACGCUACGCUGGAUGUAAACGUACUGUAUUUCUCGUGCAAUUACUGCCCAGAGACGUUCACGGACGAGGGACCACUGCAAAAGCACGAAGCAGAACACGUGGAAAACGGGACGACAGACUUCCUGCAGAACAUGAAAGCGCUCGAGCAGACGGAAAAUCCUGAAAACGGACAGGGAGAUGACGAAUUCCGCUGUGCGCUGUGUUUUAAGCGCUUCGACGAUCGAGAGACACUGCACGAACAUCACAAAACGCACCUUUGCCAGAACCGGGACUGCACCAAGUGUGGACCGGUGCACGAUGAGGAGUUUCAGUUCACAAACAGCACGUACGACGCUAACGAGGACACCCGGGAGACGGUCUGCAACGUUUGUUAUCGGGUGCUACCGUCGUUCGAGCAGUUCCAGACCCAUUUCCAUUACCACACGUCACGUGUUCCGUUCUACUGCUACCAUUGCCGGAUUGAGUUUAACGAUAAGCGCGAGCUGUACGCACACACGAAGACGCAUUCUCCGCGCGAGCUGGAGUCGUACACGUGCGAGGUGUGUGCGAAGGUGUUCUCAACGAAGGGCAACUUCAAGCGGCAUCUGAAAUCUCACGAAUCGGUGCGUGCGUUUGCUUGCGACCGAUGCUCUAAGCAAUACGAUUACAAAAGUGCCCUCGAGGCCCAUCUGAAGAAAUCCCACGAUAUCAAGCUGUAGCCCGUUUUGGUGAUUCCGCACUGAUGCAGUGCAGUUCAUCUAGUUAUAGUUUAGUGCUUAUACGAUCUGCUGAAGGGUGGCUUCCAUAAACCGUAAAUUACACGAAUAGUAUGUAAG